This is a messenger RNA of Delphinapterus leucas (beluga whale), 5289 nucleotides long. The record is from RefSeq and is a predicted model, not a curated record. Lineage: Eukaryota; Metazoa; Chordata; Mammalia; Artiodactyla; Monodontidae.
CAGGGGGGCUCCCUCUGCCUGCUUGGAGGGGCUGCAUUUGAGGGACCAAGAUAGGAAUACAGACGAGACGCAGGGGGCCUGAGCCCAGGCGGUGCUGUAGGGCCGGAGCAUCUACAGGGUGAUGCAGGCCGAGCCUAGCAGGUGGGCAUGGAAGGAGAGGUGAGGCCUGGGGGGCCAUCAUCACCUGAGCUGGAGACCCAGGAGGAGGGCAGGUUUGGAGAGAGGGUGAGCCUCCGGGGCCCGUGCAGGCUGUGGGUUCUCCAGGGGCAUCCUGGGCUGGACUUGGAGGUUGGGCUGGUUGGAGCCCUGCAUGGCACAGCUGGGCUGGGGGAGAGCAGAAGCCAGAAGGGGACCCCCCGGGGGCUUGAGGGGAUCAGGGCCUGGCCUGAAGCUCUGUGGCAGGAGCAGAGGGGCACGGGGCGUGGCGGGUGCGGGGCGGCGUUCCACCUGCUGUCAGCCCGGCAGCUGCCUGAGUCACCUCUGGACGUAGCCAGGAUGACACAGCUUCCUCGGGCUGCAAAGGCAAGGUGACCAGACGUCCUCCGAGGCAGGCAGACAGUCACGUCUUGCCGGAGGGCGGCCAGCCAGGGCCAGCCUGGAGGCUGGGUGCAGGCCGGGCUGGUGGGGUGCGCGUAGAGGUGCGGCAGGACACACACCCCGUCUUGGGGAGCUGGGGCCAGGCGGUGGGAGCCCUUCUGGUCCUGGGACCUGUCUUCAGCUCGUUGGUUCGUGGGAUGAGUCAAUGUGUGCUUGUUUGGCAGAUGGGUGCCCACUGUGCGGCCAGAGCGGGGGCCGCCGCAUCGCGGUGGCUUCUGGCUUUGGGGUUCGCUCUCGGCUGCGGGAGUGGGAACCUGCCCUGCCUCCUCCUCCCCCUCCUCUGACCUGACACCCUCGAGGCCUGGGAAUGGCAGGGCUGCUCCGUCUGCUUGUCUUGGGCUGAGGGGCACGGGCACGGGCCGGACAGGAGCAGUGUUUCGAGGGCCCACCCUGCUCGGUAUCAGAGACGCGGCUUCUCAUGCGCAGGCUCACGAUCUGGGCAGGCGGGCUAGCCGUCCAGUCUAGGCGCGAAUCUGAAACUCUAGAACCUCCCUUGCUCCUAGGUAAUCCAAACCCGGGGCUGUUCGGGUGGGUCAGUGCUCCUGUCAGCCACUGGCUCCCGUGAUGGAGAAAAUGUCCCCCGGGCCCUGGACCCCGGCCCAGCCGCUCGAGGUCCGGAGCACACGGGGGACGGCCAGGCCGUGAGUCACCUCAGGAGCUAGGUCACAACCGAGGAAGGGGUUUGUGAGAGGGAAGGUAAGAAGUGGUCCUGGCCCAGGCCCACCUGCCUUCCGGAAGAGCAAUCCUGAACUGUCAGACCUGGCUGCCCUGCCCUGCCCUGUUCCUAAUGGGCCCGGAAGGGGAGGGACGCCGCAGCCCCCGAAGGCCCUCCAGACCACGCGGUUAUCUGAAUUGCCUCCAUCUAGUCUGCUGGGGUUCCCUUUUCCUAGAGAGGAAGCCCUCUUCCGUGUUCAGCUGUACGUGAGAAUGGAGUUUCCAUUGGGUUGAAAACCAGCCUUAGUUAGGCUGACGGUCGCCUGGAAGGUGUUCUGGGGUAGAAGUGCUGGCUGCACGCUGUCUGGCCCAGCAGCUCCUUCAGGGCUUGGGGAGGGGGCGAGCGGAGGGCAGCCCCGCCAUCCGGGCUCCCAGCCUAGCGCUGGCCACCGAGCUUCUGGGGUGACCCCACCAGAACGAGCCCAAGGGCUCUCUGCACGUGUGUCGCCAGGUUCUGUUACUCGGCGGCAGUGCCCGGGCAUCCUUCCUUGUGCGGGGCUGUUGGAAAGACGUGUGGGGUGACCAGGCUCCGAUGCGGCGGCACUGGGCACCCCUGCCCGUGCCCAGCUGUUGUCUCCCACCCCAGCCGGUUCCAGCCGAGUCCCAGAAAGCAGUUCGUCCUGUGUGAGCUCUGCUGGCCCAUGAGGUUGCCUGAUGUUCCGUGGUUCACAAAUACCCUUUUAGGGCAGUUGUUUCAAAAUCAGGUGUUUUGUAAACUCUUCUUUACACCUACAAAACUCUUCUCCGAACGUCUUUCCAAGAGCGAGCUGUUUUUCUGAAGUCAGAAGUGAUGUGAGGUCGAUACUUUGUGUGUUUUGGGUGUUGGGCGAGAGGUGAGUAACCGUGCCGCUCCUGUCCCUGUGCCGAGUCUGCAGAAGGGCCCUCUGCCCCUGGGCCUGACUUUGGUGUGAGCCCCUUGGGCAGGCACCGGGCCGGGAGGAGCAGGUCCCUGAGGAGGGGGCGGAAGCCAAGGCAGUGGGGGUCAUGAUGCUGAGCAGGGCGGUGGGUGUCUGCUCCCGCCCUGGACUUGCCACCUUUCCGCAGGGCCGGGGUGCUGGUACAGGCCCUGCAGCCCGGGGGCGUUGAGAGCGCGGCCCUCGGCCGGAGUGUCUCUCACGGCGUCACCUGCGUGGCCCAGCUGAGGACAUUUGGCACUGGGGCCCUUGGUUCUGAUCCCCUCAUUUUUCAGAAGGGAAGAUCGAGACCCACAGAGAGAGGGUGACCAGCCCCUCGGCUCCAUAUUUACACGCAUUCGCGCCAUCUGCUUGGACACAGAAGGUCUGAGAACUGAGGAAAGCUCCCUGAGUUACCAUUUCCAAGCGGUUCUGUCCGGGUGACUGUACCCAGGUUAUGACGACUAAUCCCAAAGCGAACAAGGCGUUGAAGGUCAAGAAGGAGGCGGGCGAGAACGCCCCGGUGCUCGGCGACGAUGAGCUGGUGUCCAUGUCGGUGCGGGAGCUGAACCAGCAUCUGCGCGGCCUCACCAAGGAGGAGGUGGUCCGCCUGAAGCAGCGGCGCCGCACGCUCAAGAACCGCGGCUACGCGGCCAGCUGCCGCAUCAAGCGCGUGACCCAGAAGGAGGAGCUGGAGCGCCAGCGGCUGGAGCUGCAGCGCGAGGUGGAGAAGCUGGCCCGCGAGAACAGCAGUAUGAGGCUCGAGCUGGAUGCCCUGCGCUCCAAGUACGAGGCCCUGCAGACCUUCGCCCGCACCGUGGCCCGCGGCCCCGUCACGCCCACCAGGGUGGCCACCACCAGCGUCAUCACCAUCGUCAAGUCCGCCGAGCUCGCCUCCGCCUCCGUGCCCUUCUCGGCCGCCUCCUAGUGCCCGGCGGGGGGCGCGGGGUGCUGGUCGAGGGCCCCACGGGGAGCGGACCCCUUCACGCCGGAGUCAGAUCGCGGACCCGUGCCGGGCUCGGACCAGGGCUGGAAAAGAGUAGGUUCCCGGGGGCCCGAGUGCCACCUGCUCCGCACACGCACGCGCCCACGCGGCCCGCCUUCCCCCGGGCCCUGCCGCCUCGCUCAGGGCCGUUUCCAGGGCUCUGUCUUGCGCUGGGGGAGUUGGGAUGUGUGGAGGGAAGGUCCUUGGGAGGUUCGCGGCCCAGACGUCUUCCGCCCCUCCCACGAGCAGCGCGUCCGUCCCCCGCUCGGCCCCCCAGCCGGUGCAGGACCCCCUCACCGCCCUGGGUGCCCCAGGAGGAACCGUGCCCCAAGGGGUCCGAACACCCCGGGAUCCUGCUUCAGCCUCAGCCAGAGGCCUGUGCCCCGUGAGCGGGUGGAGGAAGGGCUGCAUGUGCAUGAGAGCGUGUGCGAGCCUGUACACACGAGUGCGUGCAAGCGCAUGUGCACGUGUACCAGUUCUCCCAUCAGUGUGCCGGUAGCGCCGGGGACCUUGGGGAGCGGCUCGUUAAUGGGGCUCGGGUGAGCCUUGGGCUUCCCCUGUGUUGGGUGACCUAGGGCAGGUCCCCAUCGAGGAGCAGCAGCCGCCUGGCCGGGGAGGCGGAGCCCUGUGUUCCGUGUGGAACAGGUGUGAAGGCGGCGGCGGCAGCCUCAGGCACGGGCCACGGAGCUGGGCAGCGGCGCCCGUGGUCCUGUCCGUGGGUCCUGCUGCUGGAGGAGGUGAGAGCAGGGAGAAGGGUGGGGUUGGAGAAAGAGGAGUGUGGACGGUGGGGGGAGGUGAUGAUGGGGGUGGCACUGGGCUGGAAAGGUGGCAAGGACCAGCUGCCUGGAGUGCUCGGACGGUCUGUCGGCAGAGGACACGGGGACUCUGCAACCUUGGUGCUUAAUCAUCGCCUGGACCCUUCACCCGCUCUUCCUUUCUGGCACUCGGAGCCACUGAUGACUGGGGGGCCUUUGCUGGGGUGUCCUUUCCCAGAGAGCCGCUGCGGGGCUUCCCGCGUGGCUAGGCAGGGGCCGCCCCUUCCUGCCCCACCUGGGAAGAUGCGGGGGCCGAGGGGUGGGCGGCGAGCCCCGAGCCCACCACAGGCCAGAAGCCCUGGGCUCCAGCUCGUGGUUUCCUCUUGGCUUGCCUCCCACCAUUUAGUAAGCCCUCCAGCAAGCUGCAAAGACCCCGCGCAGGGUGCCAGCCGUCCCGGGAGGAGUGGGGGGAGGGGGGAGGGCCCCAAGGGCUACAGCCAGAAAGCGUCCCCCUGUCCUGGGAGAGGGCGCGGGGUCUGGGGCGUCUGGGUCCUUCCGGAGCCACGGCCGGUGUGUAAAGAAGCUGUUGAUACCAUAGCCAUGGUAGGUAAUCCACAUUGGAUAUCAGUAAGGACCACGGGGAUAUUUAAAAGAGAGAAAAGUAUAUAUAUAUAUAAAAUUAGAUACACAUUUUAUCGUAGAUUUUCAUACCUUUUCCUCCUACUUGAUACUGUAGCCUCUCUAGGGCAGAGCUGCCUGGGAGUGUGGGUGGGAGCGGGACCACCGCCCGCGCCUGGCUUCUCAAGCUGGCCGCUCUCGCCGCCCACCGCUGCCCUUGGGCCGUGCCCCAGCCGGGUGCCCCGCGGGGAGGGCGGCGGCCCGGGCUCUCCGAGCACCCGAUCCCGAUCCCGCAGCCUCCACUCCCCGGGACCAGGCCUGGGAGACCAGCGUGAUCCCUCCCCCUCCUCUCAGAGCGUUGAAAUUUCAUUGUCACAGUUUUAAUAUAUGGAUGUUUUAAUUUAAGAAAACAGGCACAGCCCCCUGGCCGGGGGGGCUGGUUUCCCGUCCCCCGUGCUUCCGGCUCGCUCCUCCGGGCGACAGGGCCCUGCCUAGGCCCCGCUCCUGUUUCCCGCACCUCUGGCCUCUCCGCAGUUUCAUUUCAAUAUUUAUUUUUGUGCUGCUUUUAUCAUGAUAUAAAUUAUUGAGAAGAGACCCUAUGUCGUGGCCCCUGUGGUGUGACGUGCGGCCCGCGCCCGCCCGUCCCCUCCCGGCCACACCUAAUUUAUUGCUGUACAUCUCUGCCGUGACGCUUUUGUACCUUUCAAUAAAGAGUUUUCUGGUUUCA